AUAUAUAGUUAUAAAAUAUAAUUAGUUAAUAAAAUUAUUAAAUCAAUCGUAGCACAAAAUCUUCGUUAAUUUAAUCGAUUUAUUUUUUAUAAGAUUCAAAAUUUAUAUAUAUUUAUUAUAAAAUGGACAUCUUAUUUGUAGAUAAUGGCAGACAAGGUGAAAUUGAUACAUUUUAUGAGGCUUGUCAACGACAUAGGGAUUAUUACAGAGGAUAUGCAAAGGCAAACCAUGCUUUACUUUACUUCAAAGAUCAAGAAUAUCUAUGGCAGAGUCCGGCAGGAAUGACCGCAACUUAUCUCGGUUUCCCGAUGUACUUCGUCAAAUACAAACAGCCUCUGGUCCUACCUAGUACGGGCCGAACUAGCGGACUCCCAGCGUUGCCAGACCGCACACUCGCUGGCCGUUUCAAUAAAACUGCUUGCAAGGCGUUCGUGCGAUAAAUCAUCCUGCAUACAAUUUGUAUCUACAAUUUUAAAUAUUAUGUGGCAGCAUUCCUCUGAGUACAAAUAAAAUUAUCUAGGAGCACGGGUUGAUGGAUUAAAAUA
Messenger RNA from Achroia grisella, 545 nucleotides. RefSeq lists its product as uncharacterized. Lineage: Eukaryota; Metazoa; Arthropoda; Insecta; Lepidoptera; Pyralidae. The transcript has 3 exons. Bases 123 to 440 code for a protein of 105 amino acids. The record is from RefSeq and is a predicted model, not a curated record.